Aspergillus affinis is the source of this 975-nucleotide messenger RNA. RefSeq names its product general substrate transporter. The record is from RefSeq and is a predicted model, not a curated record. Gene Ontology annotation, molecular function: carbohydrate:proton symporter activity. Lineage: Eukaryota; Fungi; Ascomycota; Eurotiomycetes; Eurotiales; Aspergillaceae. Gene Ontology annotation, cellular component: membrane. The transcript has a single exon. The coding region runs from base 1 to 975 and encodes 324 amino acids. Gene Ontology annotation, biological process: carbohydrate transport; transmembrane transport.
AUGAUGCUCAUGGGCUUUACGAUGCUCUUUCCCGAGUCACCUCGCUGGCUUAUCAGCAGAGGGCGUUUUGAUGAUGCCCGCUGCGCUAUGGCUACACUUGCCGGGAAACAGGAUGACCACGAUGAAUCAAUCACAUUGGAAAUUCGAUCCAUCACUACUACUCUCCAAGAGGCCACGAGCUCUGAGCGAGGUUUUGGUCAUCUCUUUAAGCAUGAUCGACAGCGUCUGUUCUAUCGCCUUUGUCUCGCGUUCGGAAUCAACUUCUGUGCCCAGAUGACCGGUGCGAACGUCAUUUCUUACUACGGCAAGACGAUCUUUCAAACGUCGCUGGGCCUCGCGUCUGAGAAAGCAGCCCUUCUUAAUGCCGGGUUAUUAACUUGGAAAAUCGUCGCUGCCUUCUCCGCUUACUUGACUGUUGAUCGUUUUGGGCGCAAGCUGUUGUUCAUCAUCGCCGGCCUGGGGAUGGGGAUCUCCAUGGCCGGUCUGGCAGGCACCGUCUGGGCCAUCCAAAAUCAGGGCAGUUUUGGCGCCUCCGUGGCCGCUACUUUCUUUCUUUUCUUCUUCAUGUGUUUCUUUCCCUUGGGAUUCCUGGGUGCCAACUUUCUUUACUGCACGGAAAUCGCCCCCCAGGAUCUCCGAGUCCACCUGUCUGCUAUCGGGACCGCCACGCACUGGCUCUUCAAUUUUGUCAUUGUGGAGAUCACGCCGAUUGCGUUCGUCACAAUUGCUUGGCGCUAUUAUAUUGUGUAUGCAGUGAUUGGAGUGUUUGCUGGUAUCGUGCCGUAUCUGUGUUUCCCGGAAACGAGGGGCUUUUCCCUUGAGGAAAUGGAGAGGUUAUUCUCGGAGCCAGAGCAUUGGUGGCAGGUUACUGCCUACGCGAUGACCAUGAGGAAGGGAGAUAUAUCGUCUUUUGGGCAAUCUAAGGGAGACAGGGAUGGUGCGGUUGAGCAUGUCGAAUUCACCGAGGCAAAAUGA